AUGCUUUUUUUAAUUAUUUUCACAUUAUUAAUUAAUACCUUUGCUAUAAUUACUCUGACAAUAGAUAAACAAUAUUAAGAGAGUAAAACAAUAUAAAAAUUGAUCCAAUCUUAAUACUAAGUCAUUUAGAAUAUUCAAAAUGCAACAUUCUAUUUUUAACCUUUCUAAACAGAUUAAGAUAAAUAUAUUACAGUUGAGUAUGAAGUAUAGUUUUUAUGAAUAGAUUAAUUUUUGGGUAUCCUUAAGAUGGAAAUGUUAAUUUAGAGUUUUCAAUAACAAAAAAUAAGGAAAAUAAUACUAGUUCUCAGAACAAUGUAUUUUAUGAUAUGAAUGGAAAAUAUUUGUAUAAGUCUUAUUAAAUGAUUCGAAUAAACCCAUAUACUUUUAAUAACAAUGAUAAAUUCUACAUUGAUGUUAAUAUACUUGAUAGCAGCUUUACAGAUUAUUAAUAUUUAAUUAAAAUAACUAAAAAUUAGAAAAGGUUAUGCCCAAAUUAAUGUGGAAAUUAAUAAUCAGGAUUGUGCAAUACAGAAAUUGGAGUUUGUUCUUGCAAUUCUAAAUUUAUUGAUCUAGAUUGUUCAAAAGUAGCUUAAAGUUUAUCUUUGAAAUAACCUCUUUAGAAUAUAGUGAUAAAAAAAUAGGAAUACUUUUAUUUUGAAAGAGAAUAAUAAAUAUCUAAUAUAACCUUAGAAUUGGGUUUAAUGAGUUCCCAAUAUAAAGUUUCAGAUGUUGAAGUAUAUAUAAUGUAUGAAAACUUUGAAUUAGGAUUACCAAAUCAUAAUUUUUAUGAUUAUUAUAUUUCUUUAUCAAAUUAAUCUUCUUAUUCCUAAGUAUUAGAUUUACAAUCAUUAAUUUUUGAUUCAGAUAUUGAUAGAUUUUAAAGAUUAUUGAUUACAAUUAAUUCAAAAUAACCAGCAAUUAUAUAUCUUUCAAUCAAAAUUUCAAUUUCUGAAGGAUCUUUUGACAUAGAUUCAAGUUUGGUAAUUGUAUAUGUUCUUGUUUCAAUAGCAAUUAUAUUAUUAUUAGGUUGGAUUUUAAUUUUAAUAGUAAGAUAUAAAAGAAGUUCAAGAGUUCAUGAUGAAUCUAAUCCUAUUUAAAAUCCUCAAAAUAAUACUAAUAAUAAUAAUAGAAGAAAUUAAGGUUCUUUAGAUAAGAAAAUUAUAGAUGAAUAUAUGCCAAAAUUAUAAUAUUUUUAGAUUUUAGAAUUUCCAUAAUUUUUAGAAUUAGAAGUUUAGGAAACAUGUUCUGUAUGUUUAUUAGAAUAUUAAAAAUAUGCUUAUUGUAGAUUUACUCCAUGUAAUCAUAUUUUUCAUUCAGAUUGUUUAGAAUAAUGGAUUAUAAAACAUGAGAACUGUCCUUUAUGUAGAUGUGCUUUAGAUUUAAAGACAUUAUAAGAAUUAUUAAUUUAAAAUGCUAAUAUUACUUUUAAUUCAUCUUAAUAAAAAAAUUUAUAAAAAAAAUAAAGUACUGGAGUUUAAAGUCAAUUAUUUUCUAAUGCUCAAACUGAAUUAAGAAUGAUUGCUCCUAAUUAAAUGAUUAGUCAAUGA
Paramecium sonneborni is the source of this 1547-nucleotide messenger RNA. The record is from the annotation of a GenBank genome assembly. NCBI's taxonomy places the organism in Eukaryota, Ciliophora, Oligohymenophorea, Peniculida, Parameciidae.